Trypanosoma cruzi is the source of this 1944-nucleotide messenger RNA. RefSeq lists its product as uncharacterized. The record is from RefSeq and is a predicted model, not a curated record. NCBI's taxonomy places the organism in Eukaryota, Euglenozoa, Kinetoplastea, Trypanosomatida, Trypanosomatidae. The coding region runs from base 1 to 1944 and encodes 647 amino acids. The transcript has a single exon.
AUGAAUGCAUGGUUUUUUAGGGUCAUUUUGGAUCGUGUCUCGUUUUCCUAUUCUCAGGAUGCAGGGGGAGAUGUUCUACAUAACGGCACGCUUCUGUUUCGCCUUCUGUUUGAUGGCAAGUCAGUUGAUCUUUCGUUGCCCUCAGCAUCACGAAAUGCAGAAAAAACUAAACCAAUCUCUUUCAAAUAUCGUAUUCAGGCUCCUUCAUUGAAAGACCUUGCCGCAACGUUUAGUCAACGCAGUGUCUGCUUUCAAAUCAUCUGUCUUAACGCCGUCGAACAACAGACUGACAUGGACGCCCAUUCGAGUCACGGCUCACUGGUGGGAGUUGCUUCAAUAGACCUGCUGUCCUUGGCAAGAAAUGUCACCGCCCAAUAUGAGUUUCCACUGAGAGUUUCCGAUGCGGGUUCUGAAAAUAGAAUAUUGGGUAGAGUUUCCGUGUGCAUUACUAUGGAUCAAAUAUGUGAUUUUAGAAUGCAGUUAAGCGAAUUGCGUGCUUCCGGUCUUGAAAGCGGUGAGUACAAACUACGGUAUGUGCUCUCCUCUAGUACCGUCGAUAUGCGUAGCGGGAUGGUGCGAUCGAAGUUGGGUUCUGUCACAUGGAAUAAUGAAAUACUACCAGAAGUAUUUUUUCAAGGGACGUUGCAGGCAUUGGCAUCGCGUGAGUUUACGUUGUCAGUUCUCAAGUGUGGAGAAAACGGUAGGGAGACACCAAUCUCACUGUUUACCCUCUCUCUUUUGAAAGUACAGACGAACUCGUAUGAAAGUGUGAAGGAGAUUCCUUUUCUUAUCGAGGAUGUCGACUCUCCAACGAUCGUUUCAGGUGUGUUGCGGCUGAGUGGACCGCCAGUUUUUCAGCACUAUAUUCGAUAUGUGUCAAAACCCUCUCGACCCCAAAACAAUGAAGAGAUGAGAAACGAGUGCAAGGGGUCUCUUGAAGUUGCUGCGGUGGGGAAACCCCAUGGUGUGGCCUCUUCAAAUCCAAUUUUAACGCCAGUCUCCGCAUCCGUGGAAACAACAGCGGGCUCCACGGGCGGGGCAAAUCCAUCACUCCCUGAUCUUUCGGAUGUGCCGCCAUUGUCACCAUCGGCCCGGGCGGAGGAUCAGACGUCCGUGCGCACUCCUUUGGAAGAAGCAAUUGAGAAUGAGAAGCCCAACUUGACCCACAGCAAUAGUCAUGCAUCAUCCAACGUCCUCUUUCAUGGGACUUCUCCAAUUCAUGAGAGCGAAGUGAGAAGCUGCCCAAAGCCUUUGGUCGGCAGCACUCCGGCCACUGCGAGCACGCCAACAACAAAUGAACAGGGAACAGGGGAUUGGGGUGAUUCGGUGUCCUCUUUUCCCCUGCGAUCGGUCACAGGAGGGGAUAUUGAAGGGGUAUGUGUGCCGUCGAUUCAGGCUUCGAGCACAAAGGAGGAUGAUGGAAUGGCAGAGGGAGAAAAGCAUCGUGUGAAUGCACUUUCUGCUGACACGUUGCAAGGGGAAAAACUGCAGCAAAAGGGGGUAGAAAGUCAAAAACUCAUGUAUCGCGAGCAUCGUCUUCCGCAAGAAUUAGAUCGCUUGGAUGAACGGAUUGGAAUUCUUCAGGAUUGCUUGCAAAACGCAUGCAUUUUGGUCAAAAACAAGGAACACGACUCCACCGUGCAAAUUGCCGAUUUGGAGCAGAAGCUGUCAGAACUGGACGUGGCUGAGGCAGCCCUCACACGGCUCUGGGACCGCCUCCACGAGAGGUUUAGGCAAUGUACCGAGCAAUACCGCAAAUCCGAACGUGAGUUCUAUGCAUCAAUGAGGCGUCUUGAGGAUUAUGCUGACGUGCUGAUAGAUAUCGAUCGCAGAAUAUCCGCCGAGAUUCAUGAGGACGAGACGGAAAUGCCUGCAGCCGAACGAACCGAAACGAGUUGCCGCCUACCGCACCCUCCGCGUGUACCAAAACCAACGCGGAGGUAG